CACGUCUUUUUCCUCUCUCUGUUUAGGUUUGCUGAAAAAUCAAAAAGAUUGAAAAAAGGAGACUAUGAUGGAGAUUGCAGUUGAUGCACCACAAACCCCGUUGCUGAGGAAAGAAAAGCUAAAGAACAUAUAGAGUGACAGUCUCAAGGAAAAGGGCGACAGACAAAGAAAGGUGUGGGAGGUAUGCUUCUUAAUGCUACUGGAACACACAGAGGGGAUGAUAACAGGAGUAGUCACCAACAUCUGUACCAAGAUGAAGACUGUGCCACCUUUUCCAUCAUACAGAUGAAGUCCAGAAUAAGCAAUUCUCUUCUGACCUCACCAAAACCAAUGGCUACCAAGAUAUCUGUUGCCUUGGAGAGUGACCUCAGAGGCCUCGGCUCAUCUCGCAAUCAGAAUUUCACUCUACAAAAGCAGAGUGCCAGUGGAAGUACAACCAAAUACUUUAAACAACACAGACCAUCAGUGCUACGUAAAGGCAACCAGCCUUUUCCACAAGCAUGCAGUGCUCAUGAUUGGGUUGUGGACACCGUGUGUAAGACAGAACCUGACAGUGAACCAUCAGAUGCCAUCCCUCUUUACACUGGCCAGUCUGAAAGCAGAAUCGGUGCUUAUGCGUCAAGCCCUCAGCCUGGCAGCCCGGAGUAUACUGGGAAGCAUCCAUAUAGUCUUUCAGGUGACUAUCUGUGUGUUAAAGGACAAUGCAGAUGGCCAGGGUGCUCAAAGAGCGAAGAUGUAUUCACAGAAUAUGGACAUUUCUUAAGGCACCUUUCUACUGACCAUGCUCCUGGAGACAGAAGCAUAGGCCAGCUGAGGAUGCAGAAAGACAGAGUACAGCACAUGGAGAAUCAGUUGACUGCAGAAAGACAAAAACUGCAGGCUAUGCAGCUACACUUGCUUGAUGUGAAAUCUACCUCUGAGGGUGGCAACAUUGUGGAAAAGCCGGCACAUCUGUCAGGACUUCUGCAACCUGCAUCAUCAAAUGAUCACUAUGACUGUGAGAGAGCAGCAACUGAAGCGCUAACACAAGGAUACUGGCAGAUCUCUACCUCACAAGUUAUACCAGGGAUUAUCCCCAGCUUUGAGUAUUAUAAGUUCACAAACAUGAGGCCACCUUUCACCUACGCCUCCAUGAUACGAUGGGCAAUCCUGAAGUCCCCAGAAAAGCAGCUUACACUGAAAGAAAUUUAUCAGUGGUUUACCAGCAUGUUCUUCUACUUCCGUCACAACACUGCUACAUGGAAGAAUGCGGUUCGACAUAACCUCAGCCUUCAUAAGUGCUUUGUGCGUGUUGAAGGAAGGAAAGGUUCAGUUUGGACUGUGGAUGAAGAGGAAUUUCUUAGAAGAAAAGGUCAAAAGUUACACAGGGAUCAUGAUAUGGACUGGAUGGCACCAUUUCAGCUGUUUCCUUUGACUCCACAAGGUGAAUCUUACCAGAUGUGAGGCCCCAAAAUGGCCUCUGACUUACAUUAAUACAACUAAUGUUAUUAGCUACAUUAAAAACACGAUCGAUGUAAACGACACCAUUUACAUAAAUGUGCAGUCUAAAUAUACAUAAAUGCUGGCAGUCUAUGUGAGAAAUCAGUUGUUGUUUAGUUUGAAUGUUUUGUGUCACAAAUAUUGUAAGAAUGUAUAUUAUUUACCAAAGUAAAAGUUUGUAAUUGUUAUAAUCUUUCAUAGAUUUAAAUAAAAUUAAUUUAAUCAAAAAUGAUAAUGCUUAAUGAUAUCGUUAAGUGUGUAAAUACAUUCAAUAAGAUAAAUGAAUGUUGAUGAUAUGUCCUUAAACAUUUUAUUUUACAUCGUAUUUUUACUAAUUGUCCAAAUAAAGCAAUCCAAUCAAG
Messenger RNA from Danio rerio (zebrafish), 1841 nucleotides. The record is from RefSeq and is a predicted model, not a curated record. NCBI's taxonomy places the organism in Eukaryota, Metazoa, Chordata, Actinopteri, Cypriniformes, Danionidae.